AUGACUCGGACACCACCCCAACCUGACACUGCCACUGACAUUGCACACGACACCUUUCCCACUCCCACUGCCGCCGCCCCUCGUCGUCGUCGUCGGUCCCGUGCUGCGCGCUCUCCCUCCCUCACGAGCAGCAAGCGCUCUCCGUCGCCUAUCGUCUCGUUCUCGCCUUCCGCGGAGAACGCCAAGGGCGUCAAGAACAUCACGCGAAAAGUCAUCAAGACGCUUGAGGGGCUCGGACAUCUUGACGUGGUGGAUAUGGUUACUUAUGAGGAGGGUGAUGAGGAGGAGAGAAGGGUUGAUAGGGAGGUUGAGGAGGUGUUGUAUGAGCUCGAGAGGGAGGAGAUUAGGAGUGCUGGUGCUAAACCUGAGACUAACGGCUAUUCACACCACUUGACGACGGUGAAUGGGAAUGGGAAUGGUGCUCUGAAUGGGGGCUCGGUGGAUAAGACGAAGAAAGUGGAUUUGGAGAUACCGAGGAAGGUGUUGCAUGCGUCCAUUGGGUUCUUUACGCUCUACCUAUACAUUUCAGAGGGCGACGCGCGAAAGAUUACUCUGGCCCUCUGGACAGCCCUAGCCAUCAUCGUGCCGGCCGACUUGCUACGUUUCCGUUCACAACGUUUCGAACGGACGUAUGAACGUUUCUUAGGAUUCCUCAUGCGCGAAAGCGAAAAGAACUCAGUUAACGGCGUGGUGUGGUACAUCCUCGGAGUCAACUUCGUCCUCUCCCUAUACCCACAAGAUGUCGCAACCGUAGCCAUCCUCAUUCUCUCAUGGGCCGACACAGCCGCGUCCACAUUCGGCCGCCUCUACGGCUCCAGCACACGCAAGCUUCCAGCACGCCUCCCCCUCCUCCGCCUCCCCUUCGCUCCGCGCAAGUCGCUCGCAGGGUUCACCGCAGCUUCUAUCACAGGCGCCGUGAUCGCCGUCGGCUUCUGGAGCCUCGUCGCACCUUUCCGGAAUGGAGGGCGGGACGUGACCUGGGCGCUGGAAGGUGGUGUCCGCGCCGCGGGACAACAUCUUGGUGGUGGUGGAUGGGCCGGACUGGCUCUUAUUGGGUUGGUGGCGGGUGUUGUUAGUGGUGUUGCGGAGGCUUUGGAUUUGGGGUCGUUGGAUGAUAAUCUGACGUUGCCCAUCAUCUCAGGAGGGUGUAUCCUCGGCUUUUUGAAGCUGCUUGGGAUGGUUGCAUCUUGGUUCUCAUGA
Laccaria bicolor S238N-H82 is the source of this 1200-nucleotide messenger RNA. RefSeq lists its product as uncharacterized. Gene Ontology annotation, biological process: phosphatidic acid biosynthetic process. The transcript has 5 exons. Gene Ontology annotation, molecular function: ATP-dependent diacylglycerol kinase activity. Bases 1 to 1200 code for a protein of 399 amino acids. The record is from RefSeq and is a predicted model, not a curated record. Gene Ontology annotation, cellular component: endoplasmic reticulum membrane. Lineage: Eukaryota; Fungi; Basidiomycota; Agaricomycetes; Agaricales; Hydnangiaceae.